Molecule: messenger RNA, 195 nt
Organism: Penicillium cataractarum
Lineage: Eukaryota; Fungi; Ascomycota; Eurotiomycetes; Eurotiales; Aspergillaceae
Exons: 2
Coding region: 1-195 (64 amino acids)
Source: RefSeq, a predicted model, not a curated record
AUGGCCGAACCCAUGAUAUCUGGCGCUCUGCAGCCACCGAACGACCCCCCUCCUCCUGGGGAUGAUCGGGGUGCGCGCCACGACCGCCCCGACGUCCCCAUGCAGGAGGACGUCGAAGAAGCCCUCGAGGGAAAGGCCGAGGAGGCCUUGGACGAGGAAAGGACCAUAGUUCUCCCAUCAGCCCUCACGGGCUGA